Durusdinium trenchii is the source of this 711-nucleotide messenger RNA. Lineage: Eukaryota; Dinophyceae; Suessiales; Symbiodiniaceae. The record is from the annotation of a GenBank genome assembly.
AUGUUGAAGAAGGCCCCGGGCAUGCCUGGAGUUGAUCCAGAAACUAGCAGGAAGACUCUGGAGGCCGUGUCAAAGAACCCGGAAAUGCUGAAGUCAGCAAUGGACUCCUUCAAGUCCAUGCCUGAAGAGGAGAGGAAAAAGAUGAUGGCCGCAGCUCAGGCCGGGAUGAACCCUGGCUCGGCAUCAUUUGACUCGAGCCAAAUGACUGAAGCGCUGAAAGACCCUGCCAUGCUCAAGACCGCUAUGGCGGCCGCUGGCGACGGGCCUGAAGCAGAUCUCAUGAAAAAGAUGACUGAGAAUCCUGAGAUGAUGGAUGCCAUGACCAACAUGAUGAAGAACAUCCCACCUGAGCAGAUGCAGAAGAUGAUGGAAAUGAGCAUGAAGAUGAAAUCUAGUGGUGGCGAUCCCAAGGAUCCCUCCGAGAUGUUGAAUGAUCCGGAAAUGAUGAAGGCAGCUGAAGAGAUGAUGAAGAACAUCUCACCUGAGGCAUUGCAGAGCAUGGCCAAAUCUGCAGGCGUUGAAGUUAGCGAUUCGCACGCGAAGAUGAUAUCGAAAGUUAUGCCAUACAUGAUGAAACUCUUGAAGCUCUGGGGUCACAUCAAAAAGAUGUUCCAGGCGAUGUUCUCUGCAAGGGGCCGGAUUGUUCUUGCAGUUGUGAUCGUGCUAGUCGCAGUUGGACAGCACUACUUUUUCUCCGGUGACAAGAACUAA